ACCUCUAAAAGUUAAUUCGUGUAUUUAACUUGGUUCCUUCAUUUUGAUUCCCAAGAUAUGGAUUUAUUUAGCUAUGCUUAUGCCGCCCUGGUUACAGUUGGUGGUGUUAUUGGUUAUGUAAAAGCAGGUAGCACAGUCUCUUUAGGUAUGGGACUCCUUUUCGGCUCUCUUUCGGCAUUUGGGGCCUAUAAAGUGUCAGCAAACCCUAAAGAUGCUCUUUUUCUAUUGUGCGUUAGCGGUACCCUCGGAGCAGUGAUGGGAUAUAGAUCAUUAAAUUCUGGAAAGUUUAUGCCAGCGGGACUUGUUGCUAGUUUGAGUGCUAUAACAUUCCUAAGAAUGGGAUAUAAUUUAUAUCUAUCCUAA
Molecule: messenger RNA, 363 nt
Organism: Dimorphilus gyrociliatus
Lineage: Eukaryota; Metazoa; Annelida; Polychaeta; Dinophilidae
Source: the annotation of a GenBank genome assembly